GAGGCGAGCGGGAGGGAGGUCGCCAGCGCCUGCCUCGGCCGAGUGGGCCUUUCGGGCUGCUUUCCUUCCUGGGCGGCCGGUGCAUGAUGGAAGCAGCAUGGCCACUCAUUUCUCCUUGACACAGCUAUCAAGUGCAAACCCAGUGUAUGAGAAGUACUACCGUCAGGUUGACCCUACUAACUCUGGAAGGGUGCUGGCUUCUGAUGCAGCUGUCUUUCUGAAGAAAUCAGGGCUGACAGACUUGACCCUUGGGAAGAUUUGGGACCUUGCUGAUACAGAUGGCAAAGGCAUCUUAAACAAGCAGGAAUUUUUUGUGGCUUUACGUCUUGUAGCUUGUGCACAGAAUGGAUUGGAUGUUUCACUGAGUAGUCUUAACCUGCCUGUUCCUCCACCUAGAUUUAAUGAUUCCACUAGCCCUUUAUUAUCUGGAGGAGCGCCAGUCGAUAUCCCAUGGGCUGUUAAGAUAGAAGACAAGGCCAAGUAUGACGCUAUCUUUGAAAGCCUUAACCCAGUGAAUGGCUUGCUGUCAGGUGAUAAAGUGAAACCUGUUCUGCUCAACUCUAAACUGCCAGUUGAUAUCUUGGGAAGGGUUUGGGAGCUUAGUGAUAUUGACCAUGAUGGAAUGUUGGAUGGAGAUGAAUUUGCAGUUGCCAUGUUCUUGGUUUACUGUGCUCUUGAAAAAGAACCUGUGCCAAUGUCCUUGCCUCCAGCAUUGGUGCCACCUUCUAAAAGAAAAGGGGUUGGUCUACCAGGCACAGUGCAGUUGGUGCCCCCUUCAACAUCUGGUAAAGAUCUUCAACAGUCCAUAGGACCUGUAGGCCUCUUGCCAUCUAAAACACCAUCAUUAACACAGUGGGUUGUAUCGUCUGCAGAUCAGAUAAAAUAUAAUGAAAUCUUUUUAAAAAUUGAUAAAGACGUGGAUGGCUUUGUAUCUGGGGUGGAAGCUAGAGAUUUAUUCUUAAAGACUGGUCUGCCAUCUACCUUACUUGCACGUAUCUGGGCUCUGUGUGACACAAAGGACUGUGGGAAAUUGUCCAAAGAACAAUUUGCUUUGGCCUUCCACUUCAUCAAUCAGAAGUUGACAAAGGGCAUAGAUCCUCCUCAACUGCUAACUGCAGAGAUGAUUCCUCCAUCAGAGAGAACCACUCUACAAAAGAACACGCUAGGAUUGAGCCCUGUAGCAGAUUUUUCUGCAAUCAAAGAGCUAGAUAGUUUAAGCAACGAAAUAGUUGAUCUACAGAGGGAAAAGAAUAAUGUGGAACAAGACCUAAAGGAAAAAGAAGACACAAUCAAACGAAGGACAAGUGAGGUGCAGGAUCUUCAGGAUGAAGUAAAGAGAGAGAGCAAUAACUUGCAGAAGCUCUUGGCUGAGAAGCAGGAAGCAGAGGAAAUCCUUAACGGUCUUGAUGAGGAGAAAGCCAAGCUGGAAGAGCAACUUAACACCAUCCAACAGAAAUGUGCUGAGGAAGCUAAUUUGAUUGCAUCACUAAAGGCAGAAAUAACUGAUCAGGAAUCAAAAAUCUCAGUAUGUAAAGAUGAUUUGAAUAAAGCCCAAGAAUUCCUAAGCAGACUCCAGCAGGAAACAGGAGAGCUUGAAAAAUGUGUGGAGGCAGGAAGAUUGCAGCUGGAGCCUCUUCAAAAGGACCUUCGUGACUCACAACAAGAAAUAACUUCAGUGCAAACAAAACUGUUUGAGCUCAAAGAGUUGGAAAAUAAUCAGUUUAACUGGGAGGUCCAGCCCCGUAGUACACUGCUUAAUGGGAAUAUAGAUCAUUCUAGCCUCAGCAACAGUAGCAGUGAGCCAGCGAACUUGAACGAGAAUGCAGAAGGAGAGAAUUCAGCAGCUGCUGAGCAGAUAAGUCAUGAAUCUCCUGCCAGGAAUAGUCCUGAAGUAAUACAUGUAGAAGCAGAAGCAGAAGAAGAGGCGAAAGAGAUCAUGCCACCAGAUGUUACCAAAAAAGAAGAUCCAUUUGAUGAAGAAUCAGAUCAGGUCUCUGGUCAGACUACAGGAUCUAAUAUAGAUUUCUUUGAAUCUGAUCCAUUUGUUGGUAGUGAUCCUUUCAAGGAUGAUCCUUUCGGGAAGAUUGAUCCUUUUGGUAGUGAUCCUUUCAAAGGCUCAGAUCCCUUUGCUGCUGACUGCUUUUUCAAGCAGUCUUCUGCAGAUCCUUUUGGAAAUACUGACCCCUUCAGUGCAACCAGCAACAGCAGUGAUUCUACACUUGACACGCUGAAGAAUAACGAUCCUUUUGCUCCUGGUGGAACUGCUGUCACUGUAUCAAAUGAUCCAGCUACAGAUCCCUUUGCCUCUCUGUUUGGAAAUGAAUCAUUUGAAGGUGGAUUUGCUGACUUCAGCACAUUGUCAAAGGCAAACAAUGAUGAUCCCUUUAGUUCAUCUACAACGGGCUCUAUGAAGAAUGUGGUCAUAACCAAAAAUGUGUUUGAGGAACCUCAAACUAAAAAUGAAGAUGUUCCUCCUGCCUUGCCACCCAAAACUGGAACACCUACUAGACCUUGUCCUCCCCCACCUGGAAAAAGACCUAUCAACAAAUUGGAGUCUUCAGAUUCCUUUAAACUGAAUGAUCCUUUCCAGCCCUUCCCAGGCUGUGAUGGUCCCAAAGAACAGGAAGCUGACCCAUUUGCUCCCACUGGUGUGUGCAAAGAAAUGGACACCAGCAAUUUUGCUAAUUUCAGUGCUUAUCCUACUGAAGAAGAUAUGAUUGAAUGGGCGAAGAGAGAAAGUGAGAGAGAGGAGAAAGAGCGACUUGCAAGGUUAAAACAACAAGAGCAAGAAGACUUAGAGCUAGCUAUCGCACUCAGUAAAUCUGAGAUAUCAGAAGCAUGAAAAAUUGCCUCAUCCAUUUCUCCCUUUCCUUGGAUAACUAAGCUAUAAGUAAAGUUGAUCAGAGGAUACAUACAAACAUGGAAGUGUAAAAGGCUUUAAAUUCCUGCAAAUGUGAUUUUUGAGCAAUUUAUUUGAUAUUCCUUUUCAUAUUCACUAAUCUCGUCAGACAAUUUAAUAUAGGAAGCUUACAAUUCCCUUUAUUUUGGAAAUCUUAAUUACUAUAAACCAUUACACCAAAGUAGGUUCUUUUAAUAUAAAAUAGAUAGCUCUGUAUUAUUCUACAGUUAGGUUAUUGAGGCACAACAAUCUGCAUUUUGAACGGUCUCUGAAAAAAAAUAAAGUCUCAAGCCUAGUUCCUUUUUUAAUUUGCACUGAUUAUACUCCUUGUGUAGUUGAAGAUCUAAAAGGGUGUGUGGGACUACAAGAAAAUAAUGCAUUGUGUCGCCUUUCGUCAAUGCAGAUGGCUGUGUAAUAUGUUACUGGGAUUUGUUGUUAAAAUUAUUAGGAAGUUUGUUACAAAUUAUGAAUAGCUAUACUUCAGAAGAGUUUCUGUGAUGCUAAGUUAUUUAGUUCUCCCAGGCAACUUGGAUAGCAACAUUCACUUUCACAACAUUCACAAACAAAGAUGAUUAUAACCAAUCAGACUGGUGAAAGCACAUAAGAUCUAGCUUACAAAUAUUCACGUAACUAGCCAUUGCUGUGAUAAUCCAACUUCUAAAACAUUCUAGUUAUUAAACCUAUGUUUUACAGAGAUGACAGCAGUUGAUACUAGGCAAAUCGAGUAUAUUUUCACUAUUGCUUCAUUUUAUGAGGCUCUUGAUAACUAACAGAAAGUUAGGUUCCAGAUGCAAUAAAUGUUGUCUGAAACUUUUAACUGCCAAUUUACAUGUUCUUGGGGGGGCAGUUAAAUGGAAAAUUGGGAUAUUUUCCUCUGGGAGAUGAAUAAAAUUAGACUGUUUGGCCAAGCCUAUUGUCAGGAAAUCUGGUGUCCCACUGCUAAUUGAGCCAAUUUCUUCUGUGGAAUAUGCAACUAAACUGGCAUAAGGACUGCUGAAUUUGAACUAGGGUAGGAAGUAGAUAUAGCUUACAACAGUCAGAUGCUGUUAUGUAUAAUUUAUUGAAUGCCAACUGAUAGUUGCACCUUAAACUGAAAUUUUCUUUUAUGGUCACUGAGUCAAAAUAAGAUUGAAUGUUAAUGAAAAUAACUUAUUCUUAUUCUGUCCUAUGUUUUUUUUCCUGCAAAGUUCAUUCAGAAUUAUUCCUUUCCCAUACUUAAUACAUGCACAAUUUGACUGCAGCCUUUCCAAACACUGUGGUAUUCUUGCCUGACAGAAAGAGUUUUAAACUUUUUUUUCCUACUGCAAGGGGUUGCAUAAUCACAGUUGUCAGGCUAAAACCUUCCAGGAAUCUCUUGAUCCUUCUGGAAGAAUCUUUAGAAGAAGGUAGUUUUUCUUAGUUUUCUUUAAAACUUUGAGAAUGGUUCCAAGAAACUUUUUCUCUUGUACUGGAAAAUUACUAUUUGGAAACACAUCAGAAAAGUAGCCUGACAAAACCUCUUGCAAGUAUUAAUAUGCAUAAUUUAUCUACACACACUUUAUAAUAACAUUAAUCGUGCAUAUUGUAUGUUUAAUUGGCCUUCAUAGAUUUCUUACUUUUUUUGUUAAAUGUAUACUCAGUGGACCAAUAUUUGUAUAUAUAUAUAUAUAUAUAUUAUACUAUACAUAUUCAAGCUUUCUUGUAUAGGAUUGAAAGUUCUGAGUCACUUGAUGUUACAUUUCAUGUUACUGACUGAUUACAGAACCUUUACUCGAAGGCUUCUAAAUAAACCACUGCUAUGUCAGCUUCAAUGGCAUUACUGUUAAAGUUUUAAAAGGCUUUUAAGAACUUGUUCGGGGGGGGGUUAGCCUGUGUUUAUAGACCAUUGUUUAAAAAUUCUAAAAAUAGCCUGUAAUUAUGAAUAAAACAGUUUAAGUAUUUAA
Pogona vitticeps (central bearded dragon) is the source of this 4821-nucleotide messenger RNA. RefSeq names its product epidermal growth factor receptor pathway substrate 15 (gene EPS15). Gene Ontology annotation, cellular component: cytoplasm; clathrin coat of coated pit; plasma membrane. The record is from RefSeq and is a predicted model, not a curated record. NCBI's taxonomy places the organism in Eukaryota, Metazoa, Chordata, Lepidosauria, Squamata, Agamidae. Gene Ontology annotation, biological process: endocytosis; endosomal transport. Gene Ontology annotation, molecular function: calcium ion binding; cadherin binding.